Messenger RNA from Danio rerio (zebrafish), 1527 nucleotides. It is a transcript of the gene pggt1b, whose product is annotated as protein geranylgeranyltransferase type I, beta subunit. NCBI's taxonomy places the organism in Eukaryota, Metazoa, Chordata, Actinopteri, Cypriniformes, Danionidae. The record is from RefSeq and is marked provisional. Gene Ontology annotation, molecular function: protein geranylgeranyltransferase activity; CAAX-protein geranylgeranyltransferase activity; catalytic activity. Gene Ontology annotation, cellular component: CAAX-protein geranylgeranyltransferase complex.
GGCUGACGAUAGCCUUCUUCUCUCUGUCGGGUCUGGAUGUUCUGGGCGCUCUGGAUGUUGUGGACAGACACAGUCUGAUCGAGUGGAUUUACUCUCUGCAGAUCCUGCCCACCGCUGACCAGUCGAAUCUCCAGCGCUGUGGCUUCAGAGGAUCUUCCCACAUUGGUGUUCCCUACAGCUCGUCUAAGGGCCCCGGGGCUCCUCACCCCUAUGACAGUGGGCACGUGACCAUGACCUACACCGGGCUGGCGUGUCUGCUGAUCUUGGGUGAUGAUCUGGGCCGUGUGGAUCGGGCCGCGUGUGUGUCGGGGCUGCGUGCGCUGCAGCUGGAGGACGGCAGCUUCUACGCCGUGCCCGAGGGCAGCGAGAACGACAUGCGCUUCGUCUACUGCGCCGCCUGCAUCUGCUUCAUGCUGGACGACUGGAGCGGGAUGGACCGGCAGAAGACCAUCGACUACAUCCGCAGGAGCACAUCGUUUGACUUCGGUAUCGGGCAGGGCGCCGGCCUGGAGUCUCACGGUGGCUCCACCUUCUGUGCCGUGGCGUCGCUGUGCAUGAUGGGAAAGCUGCAGGAGGUGUUCAGCGAGCGUGAGCUGGGUCGUCUGCGCCGCUGGUGUGUGCUCCGACAGCAGAACGGCUUCCAGGGACGACCCAACAAACCUGUGGACACCUGCUACUCCUUCUGGGUCGGGGCCACGCUGCAGCUGUUGGAUGUGUUCCAGUACACAAACUUUGAGAAGAACCGGAACUAUAUUCUGUCCACUCAGGACCGGCUGGUGGGCGGCUUCGCUAAAUGGCCCGACAGUCACCCAGACCCUCUCCACACCUACUUCGGCAUCUGUGGUCUGUCCCUGAUGGGUGAAGCGGGUCUGCAGCCGGUGCACGCGGCGCUCAACAUCAGCCUGCGGGCGUCCGACAGUCUGCGGCGGCUGCACGAGUGCUGGAGGCGGAGCCGCACGUGACCCCUGACCCCUGCGCUGUCCAGCUCUGAUACCUCACAGUCACACACACACCCAGCAUGAUGAAUUAUUGAUCACGCCAGCGCCCUCCGCCACUGCAGGAUCAGCUUCAUCAUCAUCAUCAUCAUCAGUGCUGGACUCUGCCUUACAGACGCACACGCCGACGCCACCUACAGUCCAGCGCAGUGUUUGCACUCUAUAGCUGUGCUCUACUGUACACACACACACACACACACAGGCGCGGCCGCAGAGUGUUUCUGUCCUGUUGAGUGUGUGUUCCUGCAGUGUCCUCUUCAUGUGCCUCAGAUCUCUUGCAGAUGCAGAUAUAAUGAACACACACACACACACACACACACCACAUCUACACUGAAGACAUGCGAGUGUGUGUCGAGGAUCAGAUAAUGGACGUAUUUGUACUAUAACGUGAAGCGCAGCGGUGACGGCGACACGGCUCGUCUGUCAUCAUGUGUGAGGAGUGAGACUAUGCUGGAGCCGUGUGUGUGUGUGUGUGUGUGUGUGUGUGUGUGUGUGUGUGUGUGUGUAAUAGCAGCUAAUAAAGCAGAGUGAG